This is a messenger RNA of Daldinia vernicosa, 1785 nucleotides long. Its product is annotated as cyclin-like protein. The record is from RefSeq and is a predicted model, not a curated record. NCBI's taxonomy places the organism in Eukaryota, Fungi, Ascomycota, Sordariomycetes, Xylariales, Hypoxylaceae. The coding region runs from base 114 to 1421 and encodes 435 amino acids. Gene Ontology annotation, molecular function: cyclin-dependent protein serine/threonine kinase activator activity. The transcript is spliced from 3 exons. Gene Ontology annotation, cellular component: cyclin/CDK positive transcription elongation factor complex; nucleus. Gene Ontology annotation, biological process: positive regulation of DNA-templated transcription, elongation; regulation of transcription by RNA polymerase II.
GACAGCGACAGCGACAGCGACAGCACCGUACCUUAUUCAACGAACUAGGAGGAUCGACCUUUGGAAACAAAUCGGGCGACACGAAGGCUCUGGUAUUGAACACCACCGAAGAGAUGGCACCGAAUCAUGUCGCAAAGAACGGGACCACCGAGUCUCGCGCAAUUAUUGCUGGCCCGCACUUAGGAACUAUCAAAGUUGGCCACCAAUAUAUCUGCGAGUGCCAUAUUCGCCGCAUGUUCGUCGAGAAGCGACUGGAUGCUGCUAGGGAAGCUAACUACCGCCUUCAAGGUGUUCAGGUGAUCGAAUCUACUCGAGAAGCACUUCUACUACCAGUCAAAACCUAUAAUGCCGCGUGCACUUUCUACCAUCGCUUCCGUCUAGAGCAUCCUACUCAUGAUUACAACUACACCGACGCCGCUCUGGCGUCUCUAUUUGUGGCUUGCAAGGUUGAGGACACACUAAAGAAGUCUCGCGAGGUUCUAUGUGCUCACCACAACCUUAAGAACGCAGAUCAUCCAACUACUCAGGACGACAAGAUUUUCGAUCAACCAUCCAAGGUCAUCAUCGGUAUUGAGCGAUACAUGGUUGAGGCCAUCAAUUUCGAUUUUCGCGUCCGCUAUCCCCAGAAGAUUCUUGCCAAGAUCGUAAAGAAGGUCCUUGGAAAGUCAGCUGACCUCACAAGCUUCUUCCCGACUGCUAUGAAGAUGUCUAUUGACUUGUACAAAACUUAUGCGCCUCUAAAGCAUAGUUCGUAUACUUGUGCCCUUGUGGUCGCGCAACUUACCGCGAUGAUCACCGGCCGAUUCGUCGACGAAUUCCAAGCACUUGACCCACUUGAUUGGCACACGGACGAGCAGUGUGUUGCUGAGGUGAUGCUCGAUCUUCUCGACCUUUACGCACAACAUGGCAAGGUCACUAAAGUCGGACCUAUGUUUGACCUGCAAGUUUUUAUCGACACUCAGAUCAAUAUCAACCAAUUCGUCGAGCGCGCUGGCCUCUCACGCUACCUGAACCAAUGCAGAGAGUGCGAAUCUAUCGUGCUCCCCCCUACACCAUCGACAGGCUCCCCCAUGUCACUAAGCACACCCUCCGCCGCAGGAACUAGUACUGUUAAGCGUGGGCCUAAGGGACCUGACGGGGGUACGACGCGAUUCGUCUUUGACGCCGAUGAAGCAGUACGAGAGAAAAAGGUCUACGACGAGCACACCAAGGAUGAUUGGGAAGAAUGGGAAGAAGAAAUCGAGGAGCCGAUUCCGGACUCUCGUGAAGACCGACGUCACGAGCCCCGCGGCCCUAGGGGACCUCGUGGUCAUGGUCAUGGUCCUGGUCACGGACGUGGUCACGGCCGAGGCGGUUUUGACCCGGGCUGGACUCCUCGCAACCGACACGAUCGUCGUCGUCGCGGCGGUGGUUUUUAUUAAUCCAUCCCAAUAGCAUCAUUUCUCGGCGACUAGUUGUUUUUACGGAAAGGGGGGUUUUCGAAAUACGCAUAUGGAUCUGGAAAAGGUUUCAGGAUGACAGCCUCGUUGGGCUGGUACGUGCAUUAUUGAACGGAGUAUGGAUUGAUACCCCAUCUGGAAUUUGUGUUGCGGUAAAGCAUUUGCAAUCGUCAUAUUCGGCGGCUCAUGUAGCAUAGGUGUUACGUUAGGUGUUGCUCUGGCUUUGGCUUUGUUGACUGUAUAGAAGAUGUAGGCAAUGGACUCGUUAUUCGUUGUAGUGACUGAGAGAUGAUUAUGUACAUGUCUCCCGAGAAGAUAGCUUGCUAGCUCUAAAACUAUGUGCCCG